CACUUUUUCAGCAAUGGCGACGCCAGCGAUCGUCGUCUCGGGCGUCUCGAGCGGCGUCGGCAAGACGUCGCUCGCGAUUGGUCUCAUGGCGGCUCUCACCAAGCGCGGACUGCGCGUGCAGCCGUUCAAGGUCGGCCCGGACUUUCUCGAUCCGAUGCACCAUACGCUCGCGUGUGGUGUCGCGAGCGUCAACCUCGAUGGCUUCAUGAUGGGCCGGGACGAGUGUCUCGCCACGUACCAUCGCGCAUGCGUCGCGACAAGGGCCGACAUUGCCGUCAUCGAAGGCUGCAUGGGGCUCUUCGACGGCACGAACGGGGCCUCGGACGGCGGCAGCUCGGCCGAGAUCGCCAAGUGGCUGCACGCGCCCGUCGUCCUCGUCGUGGACGCGUGGUGCAUUGGACGCAGCGCCGCGGCCAUGGUGCACGGCUACUGCUCGUUCGACCGCAACGUGUCGUUUGCCGGCGUCGUCUUCAACAAGAUUGGCGGUGACGCGCACGCCCAAUGGCUCCGUGACGCGAUGCAGUCGUCGCCGCUCACACAGUCGGUGCGCGUCUUGGGCUGCGUCCCCAAGGACGUAUCGAUCGUCGUACCCGAACGCCACUUGGGGCUGCACAUGCCAGACAAUGCAGCACACAUCCACGGCCUCGCUCGUCUCGUCGAGGCCCACAUUUGCGUCGACACGCUGCUCGCCAUGCACUCAAAGCUCUGCAUGCCCGUCGACGAGCCACUGACGCCACGAGCGACGACAAGAUCACCGCCCGUGCGGCUCGGCGUCGCGCGCGACGAAGCGUUUUGCUUUUACUACGCCGACAACCUCCGCGUGCUCGAGGCCGUGGGCUUUACCCUCGAGUUCUUCUCGCCCUUGCUCGACGUGAAGGUCCCAAACGUCCAUGCGCUCUACUUUGGCGGCGGGUACCCCGAGCUCCACGCCACUGCGCUAGAAGCCAACGCGUCGAUGCGGGCGUCAGUCCGAACGUUUGCCGCGUCCGGAAAGCUCGUGUACGCCGAGUGCGGCGGUCUUAUGUACCUUGCGCAAAAGCUCUUUGAGAAAGGCAAGGCUGUUGCCAUGGCCGGCGUCCUCCCGAUUGACGUCAGCAUGACUCCACGCAUGACGAUGGGCUAUUGCGUGGCCGAACUCUCGGUGGCCUUGGCGACGUUAUUGCAGCUGCCGCGCGCGACAGCACUGGCGUGCCAUCAGUACCACUUUUCGGAGCUCACGUACAAGGACCAGCCGGCGGCACUGCUCGACGCUGACGGCGCGGUCGUCCAACUGGCCGGCGUCGAGGCGCCAGCGUACCAAUGUCGCAUGGAGCGCCCGGACGCGGCGUUCGCACCCGAAGGCGUCGUUCUCGGUGGCACGAUCGCGUCGUACUGCCACCUUCACUUUGGCUCGCACCCGGCGUUUGCGUCGGCGCUCCUGGCUACAGCAAAGCGACGCCUGCCGCUCGUGUCGUUUGAGCCGAGUGCGACCGAGAUUGUUGGGGCUAUCUGGGACAGUCGGCUGCCAUGUGACAACGACGACGAGACGACGCGCCGGGCCGCCAAGAAGGCCCUUCUGUGUGCCGUGAGCGAGUUUUGCGAUGCACCGGCACACUACACCACGGGCGUGCCCCGCAUCACCAAGAGCUUGAUCACAGCGACGACCUCCGAAGCCAUUGAAGCCCAAGUCCAAGCCUUCCACGCCCAAGGCAUCCGUGAUCUGCACGUGAUCGACACGACCUUGCUUGCGACCUGUCGCUCUGGCGUCGUCUUUACGCAGGACGCUUGCGAUCGGUGCUCGGCAGUCGAUAGCGCUGUUGCUCUCGCCCUUGACGCAGCACAUUUGCCACGCGACGUGGCUUUUCCCAUCCAGCCACGGACGGUCUCUGACGUGCUUGAUGGUAUACUCGCGGUCGGUCGCGUCCUCGGCGAAGACGCUCGGGCGACGCAGCUGCACGCGGCGCUUACUACUCGACUUGAUGCGGUGGUCGCUAAAGUCGAUGGACUCGGUCGACCGCGUGUGUUGGGCCUUGAGAGCGUCUUUCCCCUUGUGGCGUCGGGGCAGUGGUUGCCCGACAUGCGGUGUCGUGCCGGUGGGUCCGAGGCGUUGGCCGACUCGUCGCCGGGGUGUCCGCCGCGACGCUUGAGUUGGCCCGACGACAUUGUGCCGUCUCGACCUGAUGUCCUCGUCGUCGCGUGCUGCGGCAAGUCGGCGUUUGAGACGGUGCGGGACAUGGAGCAGUAUUUGCUAUCGCAAGAUGGGUUUUGGCAGCUCCCGGCGAUGCUAGCGACGCCACCGCGGUUGUUUGCCGUCGACCAUGGCGUUCUGUCUCGCCCAGGGCCGAAUAUCAUCUUGGGCAUUGAGAUCCUCGCUGGCCUCCUACAUUCUACAAGCCUCGAGGCGCCUCCCGAGCUCAAACACGUGUGCAUCUUGCAGUACCGAGGUCCCCGGUUCGCCACCGGCGAGGCAUUUGUGUCGCACUUUGAACCCGUGCUUGCAUCGACCGAGCGCGCGCCGCCGUCGACCGAGCCCGCAUGGCGUACCCUUGAGGCGAGCGGGCCACCGGCGCUGGCGGCCCACGCGGUAGUCGCCUCGCGUGACACGCUGUACCUUGUCGGCGGCGAAGACACGGCGUCGACGCGAACGUCGGCUGUGUGGCAGUGGACACCGUCGCAGUCGUGGGAGCUCCUGCCGUGCGCCACCGUGUACGGCGAGGACGACGUGCCCACAGCGCGGUCCAACCACGCCGCCGCGCUCUGGCACCAUAUUCUGCUUGUUUUUGGCGGCUGGGACCAAGAUGGUUUACAACCGCUCGGACAGCUCGAGCUUCUCAACCUCGACACGCGCUGCUGGACGCACGGCAGUACGACUGGCGCUGCGCCCUCGUCGCGGGGCAACCCCACGCUGGUUGUCGACGCGCAGCGGUCGAUGGCGAUCGUCUUUGGCGGCUGGAACAAAAUCGAGCGCUUCAACGAUGUGCACUUGCUCGACUUGCGCACGUGGGCAUGGCGCGAAGUCCGGUCAACCGCGGUUGCACCGCAAAAGCGCACCGACCACGCGGCCGUGUGGGCGGACGACCGCAUGUUUGUCCUUGGCGGCUCAACGUGCGACGGACCCAUGAACGACGUGUGGGUCUGGAGCCCGAGCACAGAGGCGUGGAGUGAGUUGCAUUGCUCUGGCGAUCUUCCCGCGCCCCGAACGUCCCACGCGGCUGCUGUCUGUGGGCGGCACAUUCUGAUGACGGGCGGUCAGUCUCAUACGACGGCCCGCGGCACGAGUGUGUUUGCGUCGAGUUACGCGCUCAACAUCGACUCGCUCGAGUGGACUGCACUGCCCAACUUGCCGCUCUCUAUCUGUCGGCAUGGCACCGCGGUCCUCGGCGAUGUCGUGUACGCAUUUGGCGGCUACGAUGGGCAUCAUGUCACCCAUGGCUUGCACGAGCUGAGUGUCUCUGCGGCUGCCUUGCCCUCGAGCCCUGUCCCUGCGUCGGACACGAAGCAAGCUGUCGCGUCGCCUGCUGUAGCGAACGAGGUGCUGCCGGUCGUGUCGUGGGCACCGACCACGCCGCUGACGCUGAACGACUUGGUGAACGACCCAAGCAUGGCCGACGACCUCGCCGAGAUUGACGAGGUGGAGCUGGACGAGCAGCCGAGCGAGCGGUACCGGUUGCUGCACAAAGUGGCGUGCGACCGCGGCUACCUCCAGUACGUCGACCCGGCGUCCGGCUACACGGUCUUCACCGCGAUUUUUCUCAAGAAGCGCGCGUGCUGCGGGUACAAAUGCCGCCACUGCCCCUGGGGCCACAAAAACGUGGCCAAGAACAAGACGACGAAUACGCAUACGAACGCGUCCCUCGAGUGGUAGAGAAGGCGAAGCGCCAGCAACUAGAUUGAUGAGAAAUGCAUCGGUUAGAGCUCUUC
Saprolegnia diclina VS20 is the source of this 3900-nucleotide messenger RNA. RefSeq lists its product as hypothetical. Lineage: Eukaryota; Oomycota; Saprolegniomycetes; Saprolegniales; Saprolegniaceae. The transcript has a single exon. The coding region runs from base 14 to 3844 and encodes 1276 amino acids. The record is from RefSeq and is a predicted model, not a curated record. Gene Ontology annotation, molecular function: cobyrinic acid a,c-diamide synthase activity; protein binding.